AUGAGGUGUUGUAAAAGUUCUCUCAAGUUUAAGUUUUGUAGCUUUUGUGCUUCUUGUAGUUAGUUUUUGUAGAUGCUCCCAAAACGUGACAAAAAGUUUUAAAAUCUCUCCUUUUUACUCUUCCUUUCAGAGCUAUAGCCAUGUCUUCCAGUGCAGCGAUGGUGCGGAUCCUGAUAAAGGGCGGCAAGGUGGUGAACGACGAUUGCACCCAGGAAGCAGAUGUCUACAUCGAGAAUGGCAUCAUCAUGCAGGUGGGGAAGGAGCUGAUGAUUCCAGGUGGAGCUAAAGUGAUUGAUGCUUCUGGAAAGCUGGUCCUCCCCGGGGGCAUCGACACCAGCGUGCACCUGGAGGAGAGCUUCAUGAAUGCCACCACAGUUGACGACUUCUAUAGCGGCACCAAGGUAACAACCUGCUGAAAACAGAACACAAAGACGGCUGUAGACUGGAGGGGACUUGAUAGCUGGAAAAAGCAGCAGGAGGUUUUUGGGUGCUGCAGAAAAUAAGACUCAAGACACACUAAAAACAGAGCAGCGCAGGUUUUGUGCUAAAUUUAUCUCAACUCUCUUAGACGUCCUCCUUUCUCUGAUGUUGUAUGAUCAGAGAUAUUUAGUUUUCCUGUCUGGGUUGGAUGGUACUGCAGCUAAAUUUAACCAAAGUGUCAGAGAGGCUACUUUAGUUUGGUUUUGAUGCCAUCAGGCAGCCUCUUCAACAGACUGAACCAAAUCAUUUGUGGUUUUAGACACUUUGCUGUCUGUCAAAUAAUAAAAUGUGAACGCAAUACAAACACUUAAGUCAACAUAAUGGAAAGGAAAAAAAACAAUUCAGCCCUGGCUUUCAAUAAUAGCAUGAAUGUAGGGUUUAAUGUUGGGUAUUUGAAUGCAGUAAAGUAACAGUAGGAUGCUCUACUUUAGGGUAUUGCUUGUUAUUAAAAAGAAUAUACUUCCUUUUUACUUAAGCCGUGGUAUCAAUUGAUCUAUUAGGAAAAAUAAAGAAAUAAUCUGACCCUUUUUGGAUGAUCUAAAGACUCUUUCAUGCAGUAAAAGUGGUAUUUCUGAGCUUGGAUGACGUAAGACCUUAGAUGACUUCACUUUUACUCAUUUCUGUGGAUUAUUGAAGUCUAACUUAAAUUGAGCACAGUAAUCUUUGGACGGAUGAGCUACAUACAGGUUAUAAAAAUAACACUGUGCUGUAAUUGCUGACGUAUAUCAUCUUCUCAGUGGCUGUUACUGAAGAGGGCGUAUUUACAGGCCUGGCUAUAACAGAUGACAUGCACCAGUCUCCUCAGCUUUGGUCAAACCAGGCCUGUACGAUUAUGGCCAAAAUGAUAACUAAUAACCAUAAAUUUAAUCAAUACUGAGAUCAGGAUUGUUUAUCACUAUGUACAGUUGAUAUUUACUUUAAAUAUAUAUAUUUAUAUAUGUAUAUAUGUAUAUAUAUAUAUAUAUAUAUAUAUAUAUAUAUAUAUAUAUAUAUAUAUAUAUAUAUAUAUAUAUAUAUAUAUAUAUAUAUAUAUAUAUAUCCCGCAUCUUAUUUAUUGACAAGUUCAGACAGGGACAAAGUUUCUGUCUUUGCGUUCCCUCUCUGCACUCACUCUGUCCCUCUGCUUUACUAACACACACCACCACAUCCCACAGCUCUCAGCCUGUUGUUUGUACUGCAGAUGUUUUCCCUGCACUCUUAAAUUUACAUUUUUAAAACACAAUAUGUCAUUAAUGGCAAUAAGCCUCGUUAAUAAGCAGUUGUCAUGGUUGAAAGUAUGAUGGAAACAUGAGUUGUGCUUUUUGGAUGAUUUUAUAAAAUGAACUGCUGACGUAAAAUGUCUAUCGAGCCUCAAGAAGACAGAAGAAGGAGGUAAAUAGGGCUGUGCAUUUCUUAAAAACCACGACUUUUAAUGAAGAAUUACUCAUAUUUUUAAGAUUUGCUUUUCAAUCUUCAAUAAAUGCCAUAAGGAUGACUUAGCCUAUUUUUUUUUAAAUACUUCAAGUUCCAAGGCUGACACCUACCCCCUCACACCAGUUUUAGGCAUUUAAAAUAUACUACAAUAUAAAAACUGUUUUACAUGUUGUUGAUGGUCUUGUUUGCUUUUGAAGAUUAUAAAGAGUCAGAAAUGUGAAUAUCAGUCUUUUUCAUAAACGUGAGAAAAACUACCCACAGGAGCUUUAAUUUAAUGUUUCUCAUCACACAGUUAUAGUGUUUUAUAUAAAAACAAACAUAUACAGAACUUAUGUAACAAAUGCAAUGGUAAGAGAGAAAAGCAUUCAAAACAAUAAAAACAUAAUAGGUAGGUACACAUAAGGACAACUCCAAUGGAGUACUAGGGCCACAUUAGAGGUUAAGAUAUUAAGAUUUGAGGACAAAGUCGCAAUGUUGCAAGUAUUUUUUUUUUCAUCUGCUUUCUAACUAAAUAAAGCAAAGCAAAGAAAUAAUAAUAUGAAGUGUUUAAUAGGAAUGUGCUAAUGUUGGAGCUGGUUUCAGGCUUACAGCCAGUCCACAGUUAUUAAAGGUAAUGCCUUUACAUACUCAAUAAAAGGCUGCCAGAUCCUUAAAAAAACAUCAUAUCUGUAAUUUAUUUCAUAUGUAAUGUUCCCUGACAGCAUGCACUAUUUAAUAUUUAUGUUUUAAUUUCAAUAGAGAGAUAAGAGAAACCCACUUCUCAGUCAGUGCAUUAAAUCCUCUGGAAGCAGCAAGAACUAAGUCAACACAUUUCCCCAGCACAGUGAUGAUUUGGCACUUUGCUGCUGGCGAGACUACCAGGAAGUGUAGACUGGAGUCAUCAUGGCUGCUGAUAAGACCGGGAUACCCCACUCUGCCUCAGGGCACCAUGAUGACGCAUCACUCUGUCACGCCGAGAGAUGAUGGAGGCGAAAAGAUGACGAGUGCGUGGCUUCGGUUAUUUUAAGGGAGCAGGAGGGACCGACUUAAGCUGGCAGACGCUGGUGACAGACACUAUUCUCCUCUUUUCGCUCUCCUCGCCCCUCCCUCCUUCCCUCCGCUGCUCAAGAAUCCAUCCAGAGACAAAUGCAGAUCAGUAUCUGUUACCAUGGCUACCGGGGGGCUGCUGCAAAGACUGCUGCAAAGCCUUUUCACUCUCGCCAUUGUGCAGGGAGACAAUGGUUCUCAGACCCACGCCCCCCUCGUUCCUCCCUCCCACCGUCACACUCCUCCACUCUCGAGGGUCAGCUGACAGAUGCUUGGUGAAGCAUGCACUUGUACACAAAACACACUCUGUCCUCGUGUUUCAGGAUUAUGAACAAUAAAUACAGUGUCUGUUAAAACAUCUUUAGAGGAUCAGAAGUGCUGAUGCAGGAAAGAAACUACACUGAUAUUGCUUUGAAACCCUCUUUACUACUAUGUGCGGGGGGGGGGGGUCAUCCAAGUGCUACCACCACUUAGGGAUUUAUAUGUCCCUUAGCGGUUGUUUGCAAAUAACCAUAAAGAUGAGCAUUAACGGCUGUAGAAGCUCUUGGUUAUAUGAUUACAGAAGGCGCUAAGUUGAUUAGGUGAUUACAGUCCUUUCAGCUUUUACAGCCUUAAUAUGUCAACAUGGGUCAAACGUGGAUAUCAGUUCAUAUGUUUCAGUCCAGUUUACUCUGUAGUGGUAUUUAUAAAUACAUUGGGAAGUCAGAACAACAGCAUUUCAAUGCAAAAAAAUAAGAACUUAUCAUCAAACUUACCAAAAGAAAAGAUCUUACAAUUUAAGCUUCUUGACAGCUAUUGUGUGCAUCUUAUUCAGGCUGCUCUGGCUGGCGGUACAACAAUGGUGAUCGGGCAUGUUCUGCCAGAGAAGAACGAGUCUCUGCUGGAAGCCUACGAGAAGUGCCGCAGCUCAGCCGACUCCAAAACCUGCUGCGACUACGCUCUGCACGUGGGAGUUACUUGGUGGGGACCCAAGGUAUUCUACCACUGAGAAAGAUUCUACAUUUUACUACAUUACUUUUAAUUUUCCUCCUGGGGAAGACAUGGGGAACAUUGCCAUGGAGAUUUAUUUGGAAAUGCUGGGACAAAGUUAUAAAUAUAUUUUACUUAACACAACUUAUGUGGAAAACUGACUGACCUGGUUGGUUUUAAGUCAAACUUAUUCUCACCUUCCUCCCCUGCAGGUACGAGCUGAGAUGGAGAAGCUGGUGAGGGAACACGGGGUGAAUUCCUUCCAGAUGUUCAUGGCCUAUAAGGACAUGUUCAUGCUGAGGGACUGCGAGCUCUACCAGGUGCUGCAGCAGUGUAAGGACAUCGGAGCCAUAGCGAGAGUCCACGCUGAGAACGGGGAGCUGGUGGCAGAGGUGAAGGGGAUCUUUAGACUUUCUUCUCACUCAUAAUUCUGUCGACAACAAUCAGCCACAACACUAUAACCUCUGACAGGUCGAGGUAAUGACAGUGAUUAUCUCUUUAUAAUGGCAUCUGUCAGUGGGGCUCACUGGGUCUGAGAGAGCAUAUUAUGUAUUCCAGUGUUGUUCACUGCAUAGUUGGUGGUGAUAAUGUUGUGACUGAUUGGUGUACAUCCGUUAGCAAAAGCAUUUUUCUGUAUUUUGGGUACAGUUAGAUUAUGCUGUUCCUUCUCCUCCUUCCAGGGGGCAAGAGAGGCGUUGGACUUGGGCAUCAGUGGCCCAGAGGGGAUUGAAAUCAGCCGGCCUGAGGAGGUAUCAUUCUCACUUUUUUCUAAGAGUGUUAAUUUAAUAUAAAUAUAAAGUUGAUUCAGUCCUAUUUUAAUAUUCACUCCUCACCUUCUUGUUGUUUCCUUGCAGCUUGAAGCAGAGGCGACCCACAGGGCAAUAACCAUCGCCAACAGGGUGAGUGAGAUCUUCAAAUGAUCCAUUUGUGAAAUUGCAAGGUCAGUGUUUCUGUGUCAUUAACUUUACCUUAUAUGCCUUGUGUGUGUUUUUGCUGUAAGGCCCACUGCCCAAUCUAUCUGGUGAAUGUUUCUAGUAUGGCUGCAGGAGAUGUCGUGGCGACUUCUAAGAUGCAGGGUAAGACCUGUUUCUGUUGUCAUUACUGAAGUAUUUGAAGGCAAACAAAUUGAAUCAUGUGUUUCCACCAAUCAGGCAUUAAUAAUCGCUAUAAGUACAUAAUCAACUUUUAUGGCUUUAAGAACCAAAAGUAUUAAUUUUAGUCUUUUUCAUUACCGUUCAAAAACUCCUCACUGGAGCUUUAAAUGUCUGAAUGUUUAUCAGGUGGAUGCAUAAACUAAAUGUCAUACUUUUCUAAAUAAUAACUCAUGGACAACUUUUUUUUUUACUGAUAUGAUGUGUUUGAAUUUUCCUGUUUUGAUAUUAGGCAAGGUGGUUCACGGUGAAACAACCACAGCCCACUCUGUGCUGAACGGCAUGCAGUACUACCAUCAGGACUGGGCCCACGCUGCUGCUCAUGUUACCGUGCCUCCUCUCCGCCUGGAUCCAAAUACCCCCAAUUUCCUCAUGAGCCUCCUGGGAAAGUGAGGAGGAAAAAAACAACAUGAGAUUUUGCAUAUAACCUUUUGUACUUUUGGUGUUUUGACUCAUUCAUGUGAUUCCUCUGCAGUGAUACUCUGAACGUUGUGGCCUCUGACCAUCGCCCGUUCACCAUCAAACAGAGAGCCAUGGGUAAGGAUGAUUUCACAAAGAUCCCCCAUGGGCUCCCCGGCAUUCAGGAUCGCAUGAGCGUCAUCUGGGAGAGAGGAGUGGUAUGUAUAGCUCUUUGUUCCUGUCCGACAUGCCAUAGAAAUUCCAUAAAUAGGUGAAAGCACUCAGACUUUACUUAUUCAACAGAAACACUUGAAUAUGCUGCACAUCAGCAUCAUCAUCAUCAGCCUAGAGAGAAACAAAAACAUGAUAUUAACUAACAGUAUUGAUGCAGUCAGAUAACAAACAAGUGCUGAAGUUUUUGUUGUGAUUCACAGAUCGGAGGUAAGAUGGAUGAGAACUGUUUCGUAGCAGUCACAAGCUCAAACGCAGCCAAGAUCUACAACCUCUACCCGAGGAAAGGCAGGAUCAUCCCCGGAGCAGAUGCUGAUGUGGUGGUCUGGGACCCCGAGGGAUCCAAGUAUGAAACACAACCCCUCCAUUCAUCGACCAGCUCGUCUUGCAGCAGCUUUUAUCUCAAGUCUCUGAAGCUGAUUAGCUUUUUGUCUGAUAUAACUGGGUCAUCUAUUUCUUCCCUUUCCUUUCCUUUGUCUGCAGAACCAUCUCUGUGGAUAACCAGGUCCAAGGAGGGGACGUAAACCUGUAUGAAGGUCUCCGCUGUCACGGCGUGCCCUUGGUUACUAUCAGCCGUGGCCGUUUGGUCUAUGAAAACGGCAUAUUUACAUGUGCUGAAGGCUCUGGAAAGUUUUGCCCCCUGAGGACCUUUCCUGAUUACCUUUACAAGAAGAUGGUUCAGAGGGAAAAGGUAUCAGACUGAAGUGUUCUUGUUAAAACGGAAAAAUCUGAAUCAAAAUUGAGAUUUAUUCUUGGAAAAGAUGGACUGAGUGUUAGAGGAGCAUCGAGAUAGGAACCAAAUAAUCGAGAGACCCUUUUUUGUCCUCGUCUGUGUUCGUGGACCGCAGAAAUAUAUUUGUAUUUUUACGAUUAUGUAUUUGUGAUUCAUUUGUGCUUGUGCAUUGCCUCUCAGAGCCAGGCUGUGAAAGCAGUUGAACGUGAGCCAUAUGAGGGAGACGUUGUAGCAGUGGUCAACUCAGGAAAAAGAGACGUGGGGGCUCCAGAACUUAACACCCCGACCCGCCCCUGCACUCGGCACGGAGGCCAGAGGGACCUCCAUGAGUCCAGCUUCAGCCUGUCUGGUGAGAAUUGAUGCAUUUAUUCAGAUUACAGAAAAAGAAGAAUAGUUUUUAUGUCAUUUUUGAUACUUUGGUACCUGGAGACUUAUCUUGUUUUCACUGGGAGUUGAAGAGGUGCUGCAUUACGUCACUACAUUUUCAACUUCUAAAAGAUAUACUAAUUGGCCUUAAGGGGGCGCCAUAUUUAUAGAUAGUAGGAGCUUUGCUGCUUUGGGAUAAAAACAUUUAGGAGGAUUAAACAGGUUUACGCUGUAUUUAAAGCUCCACAUAAGAUGGAUUUAGAAGUCAGAGCACUUAUAAAAAAAAUGCUUUUUAAACCAAGGUAUAAACUGCUUAUGUUAUUUACUUUUUGGGCAUGUUCGGGCUUGUGCUGCUCAUGUUUUAGAGUACUUUUCGACAUUUCAUGCAUAAAUUUGACAAACAAAGCUGACAGGAAAGGUGAGCAGAAAUGAGGAAUAGGAUGUUAUUAGGAUCAAACUACACAGGUCUUCCUGUUUAAUCCAAACCCGAUGAUAACUCUUGAACCAAUCAGUGGGGAUGUGUCUCCAACAACAUCUUAGAGUUUUGGAUGUAGACAAAAUUGCCAAAUUGUGGUCCAGAAUCUAAAAGUAAGACCUUAGUAGCUGCCUGCGAUCACAAAUGGUUUGAAAAUAAUUCCAACUUGGACUAAAAAUUUGCAUCUAAAAUUGUCAACAUUGCAUAAUUCCCCCUGAAACUGAUUAUUAAGAGAGCCUUUUGCCUGUUAAAUGAUAAAUCUGCAUGUUUAAACAGCAGCUCUUUGCGUCUCACUGCUGCACGUAUUCUUCAUCUCUGUCCUCUCCAGGUGCCCAGAUCGACGACAACAUUCCAAAGAGAUCCUCAGCCAGGAUCCUCGCUCCUCCUGGAGGAAGAUCCAGCGGGAUCUGGUAA
Molecule: messenger RNA, 7657 nt
Organism: Xyrichtys novacula (pearly razorfish)
Lineage: Eukaryota; Metazoa; Chordata; Actinopteri; Labriformes; Labridae
Source: the annotation of a GenBank genome assembly